AUGAGCAACGUGCCUCCAAAGACCAGGACUCCGCGCUUGCCUCUGUCUGGUCCACACUGCUCAGUUUUGGAGACAGGCACAGAAUCGGAUGGUUCUGUCAGAAUGACUGCAGAAGAUUCAGCUGCUGCUUCAGCCAUGAGCAAUAACGCUGCCUUGUCCAAACCCUCCAAAUCUUCGAGCACAUCUCACAACAUGCUCCAAGGACAGAUGAAUGUUCCUGAAAGUGUUGCUGGUGCACCUAACGAAGCCACUUUGUUAGCACUGAUGGAGCGCACUGGAUACCACAUGGUCCAAGAAAAUGGACAGCGUAAAUAUGGCCCUCCUCCAGGCUGGAAUGGUCCUGCUCCACAACGAGGUUGUGAGAUUUUUGUGGGAAAGAUUCCACGAGACGUUUAUGAAGACGAGUUAGUUCCAGUGUUUGAGUCAGUGGGCCGCAUAUAUGAGAUGCGUCUGAUGAUGGAUUUUGACGGAAAAAACCGUGGCUAUGCAUUUGUGAUGUACACAGAAAAACAUGAGGCCAAGCGUGCUGUACGGGAGCUAAAUAACUAUGAAGUGAGGCCAGGAAGGCUACUUGGCGUCUGCUCCUCAGUGGACAACUGCCGACUUUUCAUCGGCGGUAUACCCAAGACCAAAAAGCGCGAGGAGAUAAUGGAAGAGGUCUCCAAGGUGACAGAGGGUGUUCUGGAUGUCAUAGUUUAUGCUAGUGCUGCAGACAAGAUGAAAAACCGUGGCUUUGCCUUUGUUGAAUAUGAAUCCCAUCGGGCAGCAGCCAUGGCUCGCAGAAAGCUGAUGCCUGGACGCAUUCAGCUGUGGGGCCAUCAGAUCGCAGUGGACUGGGCGGAGCCUGAGAUUGACGUGGAUGAGGACGUCAUGGAGACUGUGAAGAUUCUCUAUGUCAGGAAUCUGAUGAUGGAGACUAGUGAGGAGAUAAUAAGACAGGUGUUUAGUCAGUGGAAUCCUGGGUGUGUGGAGCGUGUGAAAAAAAUCCGUGACUAUGCUUUUGUCCAUUUUACCUCACGGGAUGAUGCCGUCCUGGCGAUGGAUCACCUUAACGGCACAGAGGUGGAGGGGUCAUGCAUUGAAGUGACACUCGCAAAGCCGGUGGAUAAGGAGCAGCACUCACGACAGAAAGCUUCUAAGGGCGCAUCUACCACCCCUGAGGCAGCCCCCCAGAGCUAUGUGUACCAGUGUGACCCCUACACGCUGGCCUACUAUGGCUACCCCUACAGCACUCUGAUUGGACCUAACAGGGACUACUUUGUCAAAGGAUUCCCACUGAUACAAAACAAUGCAGGUACUGUGCGAGGGCGUGGGCGUGCCACGUCAGGUAACCGUACCCCUGGACCACGGGGCUCAUACCUGGGGGGUUACUCUGCUGGUCGUGGCAUCUACAGCCGCUACCAUGAGGGCAAGACCAAGCAGACCGAAAAGCCCUAUGAGCUGGUGCCCACUCUGGAGCUCGCAGCCUCUGUCAACCCAGUUGGCAUCAAGCCUGGCACAAUGGCAUUGCAGACUCUUGGUGGACAGUACCCCGUCUUCAGCGCAGCCCCUGCAGCUAAACUGAUGGAGGAGGGAAAGGUGCACUCUGUGGAGCACCUGAUCAACCCUCUGACGAUGCAGCACACGGAGCACAGCAGCACUCCUGCAACCGCCACAGUGCUGCCCUCUGUCUCCACCCCUCCGCCAUUUCAGGGUCGUCCAAUCACACCUGUGUAUGCCAUGGCACACAAUGUGCAGCGUAUUCCAACGGCCAGCAGUCUCUACGGAGCUGGGUAUGUGCCCAUCACAAACUAUGCCAACACGGCUGCUCUGGCUGCGCUGCAGAAGAACGCUGCGGUGGCAGCUGCCGCGUAUGGAGGAUAUGCGGGUUACGCCGUGCCCCAGGCCUUCCCAGCCGCUACCUUCCAGUUGCCUCUUCAUGAUGUUUAUCAUACAUAUUGA
Molecule: messenger RNA, 1941 nt
Organism: Knipowitschia caucasica
Lineage: Eukaryota; Metazoa; Chordata; Actinopteri; Gobiiformes; Gobiidae
Source: the annotation of a GenBank genome assembly